GCCCGAGAACAGCAUGAAAUGGGACACAACCGAGUCGUCUGAGGGCAAAUUCAACUUCGCCGGUGGCGAUUACUUGGUAGACUGGGCCACCACGAACAACAAGACCGUUCGUGGCCAUACACUGUGCUGGCACAGCCAGCUUCCGGGCUGGGUUAGCAACAUCCGAGACAAGACCAAGCUGACCAGCGUCUUGCAAAACCAUGUUACAACCUUGGUCACUAGGUAUAAGGGAAAGAUCAGGGCUUGGGACGUCGUGAACGAGAUCUUCAACGAAGAUGGUUCCAUGCGCUCUUCCGUCUUCUACACCGUGCUAGGCGAGGACUUUGUCCGUAUUGCCUUCGAGGCCGCUCGAAAAGCCGACCCGGACGCUAUCUUGUACAUCAACGACUACAACCUCGAUUCUGCGUCUUACGCUAAGCUCACCAACGGUAUGGUGGCCCACGUCAAGAAGUGGAUCGCCGCCGGCGUGCCCAUUGAUGGAAUUGGUUCCCAGGGUCAUCUCUCUGCUGGACAGGGUGGCAACGCCGCCGCAGCACUGAAGGCUCUUGCAGCCACGGGUGUUAAGGAGGUCGCAGUUACGGAAUUGGACAUUCAGACCGCACCCAGCAACGAUUAUUCUGCUGUUACUAAGGCGUGCUUGGAUACCCCUACUUGUGUCGGUAUCACCGUCUGGGGUGUUAGAGAUCCCGUAAGUUUUAUUCUCAAGAUAGAACGUAUUGAGAUUCAGCUGACGAUAUUACAGGACUCAUGGAGAGCUAGCACAAACCCGCUUCUUUUCGAUACCAACUACAGCCCCAAAGCUGCUUACACCGCAGUCGUCAACGCCUUGAAAUAGAUGGUGGCGUAGUGCAAACCACGCUUCUCAGAGCAGUGUAGGACAUACUAUGUCAGAUCGUGUCGAUUCGUAUUAAUAAACACCUUUGACUGGAAAGGUCUGCUUAAACAUGAUGUUACGAACGAGUGAUUGUUCAAAAAGCGCCGUUCGGCAAAUUUCGCAACGUAGAUCGUCGUGACGGAGCCUCUCGAGGUGAAAACUGCCUCGGAACAAUGAAUAAGAUGAGUCACUGUAUCGUCUUGCUUUGCCUGCGGCGCAGUCGGAGGCCCAAUAAAAAAGAGGAUCCCCUGCUGCACAAGACAUCUUGCAUGCCAAUACUAUUAUGAGGCCUCCGUGCAAGGACGCAAUUUUCGCAGUUCCAUGUGCGUGCGGGGAACAAAAUUACAGAGUGGUUAUGAUCACGUAGAGCUGAGGAUCAUAUUUCAACUUUCAAACCCUUGGUAUUUAGUGUGG
Messenger RNA from Truncatella angustata, 1288 nucleotides. RefSeq names its product endo-1,4 beta-D-xylanase. NCBI's taxonomy places the organism in Eukaryota, Fungi, Ascomycota, Sordariomycetes, Amphisphaeriales, Sporocadaceae. The annotation marks the transcript as partial. The transcript is spliced from 2 exons. The record is from RefSeq and is a predicted model, not a curated record. Gene Ontology annotation, molecular function: hydrolase activity, hydrolyzing O-glycosyl compounds. Gene Ontology annotation, biological process: carbohydrate metabolic process.